Molecule: messenger RNA, 742 nt
Organism: Drosophila subpulchrella
Lineage: Eukaryota; Metazoa; Arthropoda; Insecta; Diptera; Drosophilidae
Gene: a5
Product: putative odorant-binding protein A5
Exons: 2
Coding region: 1-633 (210 amino acids)
Source: RefSeq, a predicted model, not a curated record
AUGAAAUUGAUAGUAUGUCAUUGGGUAUUCCUGGGCUUUAUUUGCCUAAGUCGAUGUCAGGACGACAAUGAUAAUGUUAGAAGGAUAAUGAAGGAAAUGGAGGUAACCCCAGAUAUCUUAGAUGAGCCUCCCAGGGAGUUACUUAGGAUAAAGUACGAGAACACCUUUGACAUUGAGGAGGGCAAGACCUAUACUCCUACAGAGCUUAAAUUCCAACCCAGACUGGAUUGGAAUGCGGAUCCUGAGUCCUUUUACACGGUGGUUAUGAUCUGUCCCGAUGCUCCGAAUCGUGAAAAUCCAAUGUAUCGUUCUUGGCUUCAUUGGUUGAUUGUCAAUAUUCCUGGCUUGGAUAUAAUUAAGGGUCAACCGAUAUCGGAUUACUUUGGUCCUUUACCACCAAAAGAUAGUGGAAAUCAGCGUUAUCUUAUUCUGGUGUAUCAGCAAUCGGAUAAACUGGAUUUCGAUGAGAAGAAAAUUGAGCUAAGCAAUGCCGAUGGUCAUAGCAAUUUCGAUAUUAAAAAAUUUGCGCAGAAAUAUGAAAUGGGAACUCCGGUGGCAGGAAAUAUAUUCCAAUCCAGAUGGGAUGAAUAUGUGCCGGAACUGAUGAAGACACUCUAUGGAGUCAAUGAGUAAAGAUAUGAGAGUUUUGUGCGGUUGAUAUGUUCCUUGGUUGAGUUUUUAAGUUUUAUGUUCCUUAUUUGUGUUUAAUAAAGUGAUUUAGUUAGUCAUGAGCAUUCCAAAA